AUUCAUUUCUUUAACCUACUGACUCAUGGUGACAGCCAUGCUAGUGCGCUUUAUUAUACAAACUGGUUCUUUUCUUGUGUGUGAGACUGACAAAAGAUUUUAGUGAAUGGAUUUCUGGCAUGGAAAGCAAGAAGUGGGUUCGAACCUAAGAAUUACCUUCAACAAGAACAACUCAUUUCGAAGUUAGUUUCACUGAUAGAGAAAACACAGUUAUUGUCAUUAGAAUUUUGAGCAUUCGGUUUCUCUGUUUCUUGCACAAUAUUCUACUUCAAUGGAUAUGAGAAGAAGAGUAGUUUUCUUUUGUUUUGUUACUUUCUUUUCGUUUUGGAGUACUGCAUAUGGGUUGUUAUCUCCUAAAGGUGUAAACUUUGAAGUGCAAGCUUUAAUGGGUAUAAAAGCUUCUUUACAUGAUCCGCAUGGGGUUCUAGAUAAUUGGGAUGGUGAUGCUGUUGACCCUUGUAGCUGGACUAUGGUCACUUGUUCUCCUGAAAGUCUUGUGAUUGGCCUGGGAACUCCAAGCCAGAAUUUAUCUGGUACUCUUUCUCCAAGCAUUGGCAACUUAACAAAUCUUCAAAUUGUGCUUUUACAGAACAACAAUAUUACAGGACCAAUUCCUGCAGAGAUAGGAAGGCUAUCGAAGCUUCACACACUUGAUCUUUCUGACAAUUUCUUCACUGGAGAAAUUCCUUCUUCUUUAGGCCGCCUAAGGAGUCUCCAAUACAUGAGGCUAAAUAAUAACAGUCUUUCUGGAACUUUCCCGAUGUCAUUGGCUAACAUGACCCAGCUUGUGUUUCUUGAUUUGUCUUACAAUAAUCUAAGUGGCCCUGUACCCAGAUUUCCAGCUAAAACAUUCAACAUCGUUGGGAACCCUUUAAUAUGCCCAACUGGGUCUGAACCGGAAUGCUUUGGGACAACACUAAUGCCAAUGUCUAUGAACUUGAAUAGCACACAAACUGCUUUACCUUCUGGCAGACCAAGGAAUCACAAAAUAGCGGUUGCAUUCGGUUCUGGUGUUGGUUCUGUCUCACUCAUCAUUCUUGUGAUCGGAUUACUUCUAUGGUGGAAGCAAAGGCAUGAUCAACCGAUAUUUUUUGAUGUUAAGGACCGACACCAUGAGGAAAUUUCUCUUGGAAACUUGAGGAGGUUCCAAUUUAGAGAGCUUCAAGUAGCAACAAAUAACUUUAGCAACAAGAACAUACUUGGAAAAGGAGGCUUUGGCAAUGUGUACAAAGGAAUUCUCCAAGAUGGAAGUAUUGUUGCCGUCAAGAGGCUAAAAGAUGGCAAUGCUGUUGGAGGAGAGAUUCAAUUCCAAACUGAAGUUGAGAUGAUAAGCUUAGCAGUGCACCGUAACCUCCUUAGGCUAUAUGGAUUUUGUAUCACACCGACAGAAAGGCUUCUAGUGUAUCCUUACAUGUCAAAUGGCAGUGUAGCUUCUCGUCUUAAAGGAAAACCGGUUUUGGAUUGGGGGACGAGGAAGAGAAUUGCGUUAGGAGCUGCAAGAGGACUAUUAUACCUCCAUGAGCAAUGUGAUCCAAAGAUUAUCCAUAGAGACGUUAAAGCAGCAAAUAUAUUGCUUGAUGACUAUUGUGAGGCUGUGGUAGGGGAUUUUGGAUUGGCAAAGCUUUUGGAUCACCAAGAUUCACAUGUUACUACCGCUGUUAGAGGCACAGUUGGACACAUAGCACCAGAAUAUCUUUCCACAGGCCAAUCUUCUGAGAAAACAGAUGUUUUUGGAUUUGGUAUUCUGCUUCUUGAGUUAAUCACUGGCCAAAGAGCACUAGAAUUUGGCAAAGCAGCUAACCAGAAAGGAGCCAUUCUAGACUGGGUAAAGAAGAUUCAUCAGGAGAAGAAGCUUGAAAUGCUUGUAGAUAAAGAUUUAAAAGCGAACUAUGACAGAAUUGAACUUGAAGAAAUAGUACAAGUGGCACUUUUGUGCACCCAAUUCCUUCCAAGCCAUAGACCAAAAAUGUCUGAAGUAGUUAGAAUGCUUGAAGGUGAUGGACUUGCAGAAAGAUGGGAAGCUUCUCAAAGAGUAGAAGCAACUAAGCCCAAACCCCAUGAAUUCUCUUCAUCGGAUCGAUAUUCUGAUCUCACUGAUGACUCUUCAUUACUAGUUCAAGCAAUGGAGCUCUCUGGUCCAAGGUGAAUUCUUUGCAAAAAUUUUCAUAUAUUUUCUUCUUAUUUUUUUUUCCUCCUUGAUUUUCAAAGAGAAUUAGAAUGUUAGAAGAGCAAAUUUAUAGGUGAAGAUGUUUUGUAAUAGUGCAAUCAUGAUUGAAGUUCUAUUUUCUUUUUUCUUUUUUCUUUUUUGUAUAAUAGGGGUUAUAUUCAGAACUCUAAAGGGUUUAAAUGUUUUUACUGAAUUGUACAGAUUCUGUUUGGCAAAACUGACAAUUUUUAGAAUGGAAAAAAUUUCAUGUAUUUGUUUUCUGA
Jatropha curcas is the source of this 2430-nucleotide messenger RNA. Its product is annotated as protein CLAVATA3 INSENSITIVE RECEPTOR KINASE 5. Lineage: Eukaryota; Viridiplantae; Streptophyta; Magnoliopsida; Malpighiales; Euphorbiaceae. Gene Ontology annotation, molecular function: ATP binding; protein binding; protein kinase activity. Gene Ontology annotation, biological process: protein phosphorylation. The record is from RefSeq and is a predicted model, not a curated record.